Neoarius graeffei (lesser salmon catfish) is the source of this 1119-nucleotide messenger RNA. RefSeq lists its product as uncharacterized. Gene Ontology annotation, cellular component: plasma membrane. The transcript has 6 exons. The coding region runs from base 1 to 1119 and encodes 372 amino acids. Lineage: Eukaryota; Metazoa; Chordata; Actinopteri; Siluriformes; Ariidae. The record is from RefSeq and is a predicted model, not a curated record.
AUGCUGAAGUGCAUGUCCAGACGCAGCCGCUCCCUGCUGUCCCUCUCUCUAACCUCUCUGGCCCUGACUCUCUCUGUGCUGGCCUUCUGCACCUCCUACUGGUGUGAGGGGACACACAAAGUAGUGAAACCACUCUGCCUGUCUGUUGUGAAAAUGAAGAACUGUGGCCAGAACAAUAGCUGGCCCUACACCACCGAGAGCCCAACUCUAAAGCCUGAGUCUAAUGUGACAGUUUCCCCAAAGCAGAAGAAGGAGCAAGUCCUAAUGAAGGCAAAGAAGCUGGCCAAUGUAGUCCAAUAUAUCUGGGAAACAGGAGAGGACAAAUACAUGCUGAGAUACUUUCACACGGGUUUCUGGCUAUCUUGUGAAAAACACCAUAGCGGUGAAGGAGAGAAAUGUCGAAGUUUCAUUGAGUUGACUCCUGGAGAAGCCCAAGGGGUUCUUUGGCUCGCCUUGUUCUCAGAGUUCAUGUAUAUCACUCUGCUGGCUAUGGGAUUCCUUAUGAUGUGGAUGGAGUUGCUGUUGCUUUGCUUAAAUAAGGAGAUGUAUGCACUCAAGGUCAAUGCCUUUGCUGCCAUUUGCACCGUUCUCUCAGGAAUGAUGGGGAUGGUAGCACAUAUGAUGUACACUACAGUAUUUCAGUUGACUGUGAGCAUUGGCCCUAAAGACUGGAGACCACAGACCUGGGACUACGGCUGGUCAUUUGUUCUGGCUUGGAUUUCUUUCACCUGUUGCAUGGCUGCUGCUGUCUUCACCCUCAACUCCUACACCAAGAGGGUGAUCGAGAUGAAGCAUCGUGCUCGUAUUCGCUUGGAAGAGGCUGCCAGCCAUGCCCCCCCUUAUGACGAUAUAAUCAUGGCUGAUGCUAGUGGCAGCAUCUACUCCAUCAACCUUCCUCUUCAGCACUGCCAGCAAGGGAAGUUGACUGACACCACAUGGCCCUCUAGGAAGGAGUGUCUGCCUGGGCUGAUGAUGGAAGGAAUGAACCCUGAGGGACUAGUGCUGGUAGGAAGGUGCAGGACACAGGGGUGUGAAGACUGUGAGAGAGAGAUAGACAAGAUGAACAUAGUGGAAAUAUUGGAAAAAGAAGGUGAUGAAGAGGAUGAUGGCAUAUGCUGA